Messenger RNA from Oldenlandia corymbosa var. corymbosa, 2550 nucleotides. NCBI's taxonomy places the organism in Eukaryota, Viridiplantae, Streptophyta, Magnoliopsida, Gentianales, Rubiaceae. The record is from the annotation of a GenBank genome assembly.
AGACAAAAUAUAAAAUGAAAGGUUGGCCAAACAAUGAAUCAAAGAUUGAAAGGAAGCUUUGUUUGAUUAGAAUCUAGUCUCUAUAUUGUCUCUGUAUGCAGUAUUUACUACCCAACGGGUUGACCUCCACCAAGUCCUUAAUGAUCAAAAUGAUGAACUAAAAAAUGUGUAAAUAAAUCACCCAAGGUUAUAUCAUGAGUCAACGGCUGACAAAGGUUGACUAGCAAUGAAACCCUACCGUCAAAAUUCAAACGCGUUGAAGUGGAAAAAAAAUACAUACAGUAUAUGUUAUUAUGCCAUGAACGCCAUUAACUCCGUUUUCACUCCGAUAACCGGCGGCAGGGAAAAUGAAUGGAUGACAAAAUAUUGUAGAUUAUGUCUGCAGUUUAUGAGAAUUGGGAUAGGCUGAUUGCCGCCGUUCUGCGCAGAGAGGAGAAUCGGGAAAUUGCUCUGAGAUCCUUCAGUGAUCUUUCUUCACUAUCAUCAUCCUCUUCAUCUUCAUCUUUUGAUUUGGGUUCUCGCCGGCAUGGCCGAAUUUCUGUUUCAUCUUUGAGCUCAUCGAGUUUAUUGGUAGGUGAAUCAUUCCCCUGCCAUCUGAUCCUUCAAGCCACGGAUUGUUUCAGUGACUCGAAACUCAUGAAGAAGGGUCACUCCGGCGAUCUCUAUUUCGGAGUUUUACAAACUGGGAUUCGGGUUGUCGUUAAAAGGGUCAAGUUUUCGUCGUCGGAGAAAGAGUUGUGUUUGGUUUCGGAAAUGGGAAUUUUCAGGAUGGUCGACCAUUCCAGGAUGCUUCCUCUUUUGGGACUUUGCUUGGAGAAUGCCGAUGAGAAAUUCCUGGUUUACAAGUUUAUGCACAAUAAGGAUUUGUCAAAAUUCCUGAGUGGCGAGAUUGACGACGAAGGACGGUCAACUCCAUGUCUAGAUUGGACUACAAGGUUGAAGAUUGCAACCCAGGUUGCAGAGGGAUUAUAUCAUCUGCAUCAUGAAUGUUUCCCGCCACUUGUUCAUAGAGACAUUCAAGCAAGCAGCAUUCUACUUGAUGAUAAUUUUGAAGUACGUCUGGGGAGCCUUAGCAGAGCCUGUAUCGAAGAUACAAACUCUAACCCAAAUGGAAUUGCAAGAUUUCUGGGAUUUGAGCAAAAGAAUUCGGGAACAUAUACUGCAAAAUGUGCCUACGAUGUUUAUUGCUUUGGAAAGGUUUUGCUUGAGCUGGUCACCGGUAAGCUAGGGAUAAGUGCUGCCGAUGACACCACCAUUGAGGAUUGGAUGUUGAACAUGCCGCAAUCCAUUGUUUCAGCUGAUAAGAAACUCUUUGCGAACAUUGUUGAUCCAUCUUUAGUCAUGGAUGAUCAUAUGUUGGAGGAAGUGCGGGCUGUUGCUUUUAUUGCCAAGGCAAGUCUCAGUCCUAAGCCUUCUCAGAGGCCUAAGAUGACAGAAAUCCUCAAGGCCUUGGAAGAAUUAUCGGCGGUGAAGAGGAGUAUCAAGGUUUCUCCGAUUGGGGAGAUUUAUCUGCAUGCCAAUUCCAAGAUUUUCACUCUCGGGGAGCUCAGGGAUGCCACCAGAAACUUUGGAGGGGAAAAUUUUCUGGGCCAAGAUGAAUUUGGUAAAUUAUAUCGAGGAAUGUUCCUUGAGAAGUCAAAGUCACAUAGUAACUCCGAAUCACCAAUAGUCAUAAAAAGAAUGCAUCGUAGAAGAAUGAAAGGUUUUCCGCAAUGGCAGGCUGAGGUGGAACUGCUCGGAAGGCUUUCUCAUCCCAACAUACUGGAACUUCUUGGUUACUGUUUGGAGGAUAACCAGUUACUUCUUGUGUACAACUUUAUGCUGGAGCGAAACUUGAAUGAAUACUUUUCUGGAGGUGAUGUCUUGAUGUCUCAAGAGGGUUCUGCUACUCGGAACUUUACUUGGAGCAGGAGGCUUAAGAUUUUGAUAGGAGCAGCAAAAGGUCUAGCAUUCUUGCAUUCAUCACAGCGACAAGGUUUUUUACAACAGAAGAGAGAGGGAGAAGGUUUUUAUGGGUAUUUUAGCUGCUCAAAAAUAUUACUUGAUUCCGAUUGCAACCCUAAGAUUACAGGUUUCGGUGUGGCUGAGGUUGAUCUUCCAGAUGAUCUUUUUGAUGUCGGUCUUAUAAGGGGGAGAUAUGACUAUGUCUAUGCAGCUCCUGAAUAUAAAGGGCUAGAGAAUCCGCACUCGGAUUCGGAGAAGGCUGACAGUAUCCGUGUUCACUGUUCACCCCUGAACUCUUAUCUGGGUAGUGAUGUGUACGGUUUUGGUGUAAUAUUGGUCCGAUGCAUUGGAAGAAAUAAGUCUCAGUGGUUGAAAGAGAAAGUUCCCUUAGAAGCUGCUAACAAAAUGUCUCUGCUUGCCGAAUCAUGUCUUCAACAUAAUCAUGAGCUCAGACCAACAAUGGAACAAGUUGUAGAGACAUUGGAAGUCAUUGAAAAGAUCAGGAGCAACGAAAAUGAGCUGAAUGUGCUUAACUUGAGGACAAGGGGCUGGAAAUGGCAAACACUAAACAGAAUGGCUAAAUUUGAACAAGGUAAGAAGAAAUGA